AUGACCAUCACCAACCCACUCCCUUCCCCGCCAGCGUCUCCUCAAAAGCAAAGAGACAGCAAAACGAGCAGCACCGCUUCGCGAACCCGACACCAUGAGGACAAAACUCCCAAAGACCUUUCCCCGUCCUCCUCUCGCAAUAUGUCGAGCAAGGAAGUAAUCCGGAGUAGAAGACAUGUUCUCGUGAAGACUGCUCAUUCUGCCAAAGAUCUUCCGAAGCAACCCGCCGGCGUCUACGGCAGACGUUCCUAUUUUGGCUCGGUCGACCAGAAGUCCGAACAACUUCUUGCAGCCAAGGGCAAGGCCAAAGAGUAUGCACGUCAAGUUGUGCCGACGCCUUCCACCCAGAAGCCCAAAACGACACCAAGUGACCAAGAGCACAAGAAUUCAAGAUGA
Molecule: messenger RNA, 396 nt
Organism: Podospora pseudopauciseta
Lineage: Eukaryota; Fungi; Ascomycota; Sordariomycetes; Sordariales; Podosporaceae
Exons: 1
Coding region: 1-396 (131 amino acids)
Source: RefSeq, a predicted model, not a curated record